Owenia fusiformis is the source of this 1734-nucleotide messenger RNA. NCBI's taxonomy places the organism in Eukaryota, Metazoa, Annelida, Polychaeta, Sabellida, Oweniidae. The record is from the annotation of a GenBank genome assembly.
AUAUAAUGGAGGAAACAAGAUUGGCGUUAACGUUUACUUGGUGUGGAAGACAAAUAUCUACGAUUACAUAGCCACAAUAAUAAUCGAAUGGUGAAAUAACAAUGGCGAGAGGUGUCUGACCGGUUUUAUAUUGUACUACACGAUAGUAACAAACAGUUAUAUUAUAAUAUAUGAACUAAUGAAUGAAAUCUAAUAUAAGUUCAAAGUGCAAAAUCAAGGCUAGCCUACUCUACCGCAGUGUAAAGUCUAAACUCUAAAUAUAAUCAUAAUUUACGUAUUGAUACCAUUAUACAUAUUACUUUCACCAAAGGAUAACAAUUUUGAAAGUGUCACAAAGCAAUAGAAAAUGGAAGUGUCAGAGAUACUACUGACAAUCUUGGAAAGUGUUGUUUUCAUAGUUAAGUCUCUCUACUUUGUAUUGGAAGCAAUUGUACUGAAGUUUGUGCCAGUUUCCUACAGGGCUAAGGAUGUAUCUGGAGAGACUGUAUUGGUAACAGGAGCAGGCAGCGGGCUGGGCAGGUUGAUGUCCAUACGAUUUGCCAAGCUGGGAUGUAGAUUAGUUUUGUGGGACAUUAACAAGGCAGGCUUGGAUGAGACCGCCAAUGCAGUGAAGCAACAUGGAGCCAUCUCGUAUACUUAUGUUUGUGACCUCAGUAGCCGAGAUGAUAUAUACACGGCAGCUGACAAGGUCAAGCAGGAAGUGGGGAGUGUGGAUAUCCUCGUCAAUAAUGCUGGUAUUGUAACUGGCAAAAAGUUCUUGGACUGCCCAGAUAGCCUUAUCCAGAAAACAAUGGAAGUCAACACAUCAGCACAUUUUUGGACCUGCAAAGCAUUCCUUCCUGCCAUGCUGGACAAGAACCAUGGACACAUUGUCAAUGUAGCAAGUUCAGCUGGGUUAGUAGGGGUAAAUGGUCUUGCUGAUUAUUGCGCCAGUAAGUUUGCUGCUGUUGGGUUUGACGAGUCGUUACGUUAUGAGUUCAUUGCUCAGGGAAAGACAGGGGUUCAUACCACGGUUGUUUGCCCGUAUUACAUCAACACCGGCAUGUUCACCGGUGUUAAGACAAAAUUCCCCAGGAUUCUUCCGAUUGUUGAACCAGAAGAUGCGGUGGACAGAAUCAUGAACGCAGUACUGGUGAACCAACAUAUUGUCAUGAUCCCAGGCAUACUUUAUCUAUUCAUGGCAUUAAAGGGGCUAAUUCCAACUAAAGCGGGUCUUUUGUUUGCUGAGCAUUUUGGCAUCAACAACUGUAUGGAUGACUUCACUGGAAGACAAAAGCAGGAGUGAUACCAAAGAUUACAACAAGACAAUAACCAUUUUAAUGAUAACUAACCCUGUGCCACAACGCUCCCUAUGACUAAUCAUUAAAAUGAUGACAUAAUUAUGUGAAUGCAUAAUGGCAAACACUGAUAUCAUUGACCAAUGACAACUUAACCCAUUGAACAACCAUAUUUUACAAAAAUACAUGGCUGCUCAUUAGCCAAAUUGUCAUUUGUAUGUUAAGUAGGCCAUUAUAAAACUUCAACAAAAUCGCUCGACUACUUUUGGAGUAAAAACCAAAAAUUACAUAUGUAAAAUGGCAGCCAUUUUUAAAAAUGGCCACCCACUAGUCCAAUUGUCAUAAGACAGUGUGCCAUACUGUAUUCACAUCUCAAAUAUGAACAAAAUCGCUCCAUUAUUUUUCAGGUUACAGCAAUCAUAAAAUAGUGUUUUAUGGUCACAAUUUUUCAGGCCAC